Molecule: messenger RNA, 1978 nt
Organism: Cotesia congregata
Lineage: Eukaryota; Metazoa; Arthropoda; Insecta; Hymenoptera; Braconidae
Source: the annotation of a GenBank genome assembly
AAAUUUAAAACAAGUGAAGUGAGCACAGUGAAUUUUAAUUGUAGAUAAUUAGUUACAAUUGAAAAAUAAAUGAUUAGAAAAAACUGAUAAUUAUUUAAACAGGUACUAAUAACUUUUAUAUUUUAUGGACGAAAUGACAUUGAGCUCACCGUUUGGUCUAAUCAUAUCAGUUAAUAUUCAAUAUUAUUUAUGAUAUGUGUAAAUUGUACAAGGAAAAAAAAUUUUCACAUUUUUUUUUAAAUUAAGUAAGCUAAAAGAAGAAUAUUAGUCUUCACUAACUAUUCAAAUUUACAAUACACAUAAUAAUAAUAUGAAUUAUUUAUAUUUUUUAGUAAUAUUUUUUGUGAUUAAAUAUUCAACUCAAUUAAAACCAACAGAGGUUAUUAAAACUGACAAAGGUCCAAUUCGGGGUAAAAUUUUACAGACUGUUGCAAAAAAUAUUCCUUUUUCGAGUUUUGAAGGCGUUCCAUAUGGCAAACCUCCUAUUGGUCCUUUGAGAUUUCAACCUCCAGAAGAAGUUGAUGAGUGGAAGGAUGUUCGUAAUACCACUAGAGAAGCAAGUGUUUGUCCUCAAUGGAAUUAUGAAGACAGUUUCUUUGAUGGACAUGAAGACUGUCUUUAUCUUAAUGUUUACACGCCUAAAGUUAGUAUUAUCAAUUCUACGGAUAAUAAAUUACGCGCCGUAAUGGUUUGGAUUUACGGAGGAGCUUUCGUUACCGGAUACGUCAAUAGAACAAGAUAUGGUCCAGACCUUUUAAUCGAAGAUGACAUUGUAAUUGUUGCGAUGAAUUACCGCCUAGGAGCUCUUGGAUUUUUAGCACUGAACAUUUCAGAUGCGACUGGUAAUGCGGGAUUGAAGGACCAGACUCUUGCGUUACAGUGGGUGAAGCGAAACAUUGAUAAAUUUGGAGGUGACCCUAAUCGAGUAACUAUUUUUGGACAAAGCGCUGGGUCUGCAAGUGUUGGGUUCCAUGUUUUAUCUCCUCUUUCUAAAGGAUUAUUUCAUGGAGCAAUAUACAUGAGUGGAACUCCCUUGAAUUUUUGGGCAUUUUAUCGACCAGAUGAAGCUAUUUCACGGAGUUUUUAUCUCGGAGAAAUAUUAGGAAUUAUUACUGACAAUAAAACAGCUCUUCUAGAAAAAUUAAAAAGUGUCACGGCUGAACAAAUUAUUGAAGCGACAAAAAAUAUGACCCUUCUUGACUUACCAUUUAAUCCAACGAUCGAAUCCCCUUCAGUAUCAAAGACUCCAUUUUUAAACGAAUGUUCAACAAAGAAAUACGAGUCUGGUGACUUCAAUCAUGUCCCGCAAAUAAUCGGGUUCGUUAAUGUAGAAACUUUAUCAUUUGCCUCAGACGUUACGAUUUUUUUGCAGUCUGUAAAUCAAACGAUUAAUCAAUUUAUCCAUCUACCGGGAGUAAACACUAUUUUAAACUUAGACAUACUCAAGAAUAUAGUAUCAACAGGCCUGAGUGAUUUGGGUACUUUAACGGUCGAUGUAAUUGAUGUAGUAACGGACUUGACCACAGAUAUAGCUUUCAAGGACGGUAUUGACCGUACUCAGAAAUAUUUGAUCAAGAACAGUAAACAACCGAUUUAUUACUAUAAAAAUUCGUUUGAUUAUCCUCAAGCGAUCCACAAAGUUGAGGGAAAUUUUUUGAAUGGUACAGCUCACUCUGACGACAUUGCUCAUGUUUUUUGGGUGUCUCAUAGGAAUCAAAGUCUUAAUCCUCAGAGUUCUAUCUCCAAGCAGCGUAGUAAGAUGGUUAAACUAUGGAGUAAUUUUGCUAAAUAUGGGAAUCCGACACCAAAUGCAACAGAUCCAAUACUAGAAGAUCUAAACUGGCCGGCAUCAGAUUCCGAUGGUACAUGUUUGGAAAUAGACAAAGAUUAUUCAAUUGGAAAAAGACCAAUUAAACCUGUGAUGAAACUUGUACAAAAGUUACUUAAUACUUUACGUCCUGCAGAUAAUGGAUGUUAA